AUGUCUACGCCACUGGUGCUUCGGCGCAACUUCUCCCUCUUGAACCGGAUACCACAUGCGCGUAUAGUCCGAUCGGCAGCACGAGAUGGCCACGAGCGAGUCAUAAUACAACGAGUGCGUAUAGGGCGACCAUUCCUCAGCAGGUCCAUAAGUGUUGAAGUUGAAGAGGUCAACGACGGCGGGUGGACAACGGUCGGCCGAGAAGCAGACGAUGAAGACGAAGACGACGACGAAGAAUACGACCCUAUACUAUUCAUACCCACCGGCUUUUCCAGGCUACAGCCGAAGAGAUUUUGGAAAGGGUCAGAUCCAGAAUGGCAACAGUUCAAGAAGCUGGCGACAGACCGUCCAAGGGUUGACAAGAUACGAGGAGAAUUAGUCUACAGAGUACGAAACGCUUUCGCCAAGCACCCAAUUCUCGUCGCAAAAGCCGGCAAAAUCGACACGAGCAAAGGCAAAGUGUGGAUUGAGGUCAAGUUUCCAGACACCACGCCCGACGAAUACGCACAGCCCGGGAUAGAGCUGUUGGAGGAUGGAACGUUGCGGAAGGCAAUGAGACCAGUCGACAGCACUGUUCACCACCGCCUGAAUCGGCUAUUCUAUCCCAAGGAGGCAGCAAAGGCCAUAUACAACAGCACAACGAGCAAACUAGGAAGCUCAUGGAAAGGAUUCAAAGUCUAUAUGGGCUGGAGUCCAGAAUCGAAGACUGAGACCGUCCAGGAGCUCGUUCAAAGAAUAAGCGCCAACCCGCGAUCAUCGGCGAACCCCGCGACGAGCGUCACUACAAGGCCUUUCUCCACGUCUGCGACACCUACCCAGCAGCCAGGUGCGUCGCCCUCUGUCGCACCUGUCGACGGCGCUACCAAGGACCUCGACCGCGUCACAAUCGAUCCCAAAAAGUUCACACUAGACCUGUCGCAAUUCCAGGCCGACUUUCGCAGAACGUUCAAACCAUACCCACACCCAGUUCCGCGCGGCGCCUUCGUAGUGAUGGGCCUUGUCGAGGUCUAUGGCGAGCGGGCCAAGAUCACGGUCAGUGUGCACGCUGUGUACGACCCCAAACAAGGUCGCUACGUGGGCGUGAGUGCAGUGCCGUACAAUUUUGUGGAAUUCCGUCAGUCUCCAAAGGGCGGGCCGUAG
Alternaria conjuncta is the source of this 1140-nucleotide messenger RNA. RefSeq lists its product as uncharacterized. The transcript has 3 exons. NCBI's taxonomy places the organism in Eukaryota, Fungi, Ascomycota, Dothideomycetes, Pleosporales, Pleosporaceae. The record is from RefSeq and is a predicted model, not a curated record. The coding region runs from base 1 to 1140 and encodes 379 amino acids.